Messenger RNA from Cloeon dipterum, 1471 nucleotides. RefSeq lists its product as uncharacterized. Lineage: Eukaryota; Metazoa; Arthropoda; Insecta; Ephemeroptera; Baetidae. The coding region runs from base 600 to 1409 and encodes 269 amino acids. The transcript has 14 exons. The record is from RefSeq and is a predicted model, not a curated record.
CCUGCCAGCGAAAUCCGCUGCUCUUCUCAACCAACCUAACUAUAUUCAAUUUCACCUCCUACGGCGAGUGGUACGAUGCAUGCGGCCGCACCAUUUUGUUGUACACCAAAACCAAAUCGAACUGGACAAACGCCUGGAAGCAGUGUUGUGCCGUCGGACUCAACCUGACCUCAACGGAGUCCGCCGGGAAAUUAAGUUGCUUUUCCAGGAUUGUCUCUAAGUUCGCUCCGAAAACCUAUGGCGAUUUCUGGCUGGCCGGGACGGACGUGGGAUGCCCGUCCAGCUUCAGAUGGUGUCCAUUGAACCGUAGCUUUGUCGACCCUGAGCUCAGGUGGAAGGAGGGACACCCAAAGGACGGCCUGGACUGCGUUUAUCUGGAGGCGAGGAACGGAUCGGUGCUGCUGGCCACCGCAAACUGCACCGAGCAGAAAUUCUUUUUCUGCGACCUGAUUAACGUGGCGUCCUCGCCAAAUCGCGCCAUUCAAAACGAGUGCGCCGACAUUUGGGAAAUUACCAGUGAGCAAAUUGACAAUCUGCUGAUCUCCAGCUUUUUUAAUUCGCUGAACAUCACACAAAAUCUCAGGUGCUUCUUGAAAUGCAUGGGUGUCAACAUUGGAAUGUUCGAAUUAGGAGGAGUGAAUGGAAUUGAUUUGUUGCGGCAAAUAGAACUAGCGGCUGAAGAGGAUCCUGUCCAAAUGCAAAAUGGAUUCAGCGCUUACGACACAUGCAGCGGAAAAAAGUUUGACGACGAGUGUGUGACUGCUGAGGAAAUUUACAAGUGCGGUCUGAAGGAGGCACCCGAUCUGGUCGCAAAAAUCGUAAACAACAAUAACAUCAAUGAAUCCAUGCUGAUUCCACCGCUCCCGUGUGUUCCGAAGCUUCGAUCCUGUUGGCUCUCGAAUUCGUACCCCUGCGUCGCAAACCAAACGGCAAUCGAUCAAAUCAUGAACAGCAUCAACAUGACAGAUGAUAUGGGAAAGUUUUUUAAUUCGUCGGGAAAGUUAUACUACAUUGGAAGAGCUAAAACUACAGGAAUUGAUGUGGUUGCAGCUUUCCAACGGUGCUGUGCGCUUGGAAUGAGACUUUACGAACCACUCAAUUCUCCGCUGGAUUUAAUGUUUGUCUUUGGAAUGUCUUUGCCUGAUGAGUACAGGACUUCACGUGCUUAUCUCGUAGGAGAAACGGAGAGGAUCAACCAGACGCACGAAGUGUGGUGCCGCAGCCGCAAUGUUUUGCAAGACGGUGUAUUCUCGACUGUGGAAAGAUUUCCUUGCACCGAGUCCAUAAUUGGCGUUUUCAGCGAUAUAUCUUUCGUCUUGAAGUCCAGGCCGAAUGAGAACAUUCACAACUUGUACAUCAACCGGGCUAACAUUGACGAUUUUGCCUCUUUCAUUUGCGAGAAAGUGUAGAAAUAUUGCGAUAAUGAUUUGUAAUGAAAUUUAAUUUGAACAAAAUUCAUAAACAAUUUUAA